This is a messenger RNA of Dunckerocampus dactyliophorus (ringed pipefish), 2969 nucleotides long. RefSeq names its product popeye domain containing 2 (gene popdc2). The record is from RefSeq and is a predicted model, not a curated record. Gene Ontology annotation, molecular function: cAMP binding. The transcript has 4 exons. Gene Ontology annotation, cellular component: sarcolemma. Bases 1 to 1110 code for a protein of 369 amino acids. Lineage: Eukaryota; Metazoa; Chordata; Actinopteri; Syngnathiformes; Syngnathidae.
AUGAGCGGGGACGACUGGACGCUGCUGGACUGUUUGUUCUCCGCUCCCGUCUGCAACGGCUGGAGCAACAACACCGAGGGAGCCAUCUACCACCUGGGCAACACUAUGCUGUUCCUGGGCUACAUGGGGGGCAGCGGGGCCUGCGGCUGCCUCUUCAUCUUCGGCUUCCUCGCCCCCUCCUUCCUGUGCCUGACGCUGUGGGGCUGGCUGACCGUGUGCGGUCUGGAUGUCACCACCUGGAACCUGCUCCUGCUGCUGGCCUGCCUGGGCCAGAUCUGCCACCUCCUGUACCGCCUGCACCAGGAGGGCCUCCCCAGCGAGGAGCUGAACGCCCUCUACCAGGACGUCUACCUGCCGCUGGGCGUGCCCGUUCAGGUCUUUAAGGAGAUAGCUAGCGCCUUUGAGAACAAGGUGCUGGAGAUGAAGGCUGGGGAGACGUACGCCGUGGAAGGCAAGACGCCCAUCGAGCAGCUCUCCUUUCUGCUGUCUGGGAGGAUCGACGUAUCGCUGGAGGGUCAGUUCCUGCACUACAUCCACCCGCACCAGUUCCUCGACUCCCCCGAGUGGGAAUCUCUGAGGCCCAAUGAGGAGGGAAAGUUCCAGGUCACGCUGACAGCGGAGGAAGACUCACGCUACAUCUCCUGGCGGCGGCGGCGCCUCUUCUCGCUGCUUUCCAAGGAGCGCUACAUCGCCCGUCUCUUCUCCGUCAUGCUGGGUUUCGACAUCGCAGAGAAGCUCUACAACCUCAACAACAAGCUCUACGUCAAGAGCGGCGUGCUGCUGGACAUCCGCCUGCCCAGCCUCUACCAUGUGCUGGCGCCCUCGUCGCAGAGCAGCGACGACGGCGGCCCCCCGAGAGAGCCCCAGGGGCAAGCACCGGCCCUGCUGAAGUCCGAACUAGACCGGUCUUACCCUUCCCAGCCGCAGCUUCAGAGACAGGAGAAGACCUCGUCGGACGAACCCCCGCAGCAUGACCACUUCCAGACCCCGUGGGUGUCGGACCCCGAGCUGCCCUCUGGUGAGGACUCCACCAGCCUGGUCCUGGAGGACUUUGCUGAUGUGGCGGGCUCCUUAAUGGACUAUGGCACUGAGAGGGAUUAUUUGAGGUAGAGGGGCAGGGUUCUGGAGCUAACACACUGGGUCACCACUUAAGCCACAUGGGGCGAUAGCGACAGGACUCGAGCGCCUCGCUUCCAGAGGAGCAUCAGGGCGCCGCUGGCUCCGACCGACACGCCCAAACUGUGACAACUCCAUCGAUGAAGGUGUUGCAUCCAUGUCUCCUUUCCCUUUAAUGACUUCGAUAUUUGGACCACUGGUUGCUUUUUUAGGUGGGACUGCGACGGUUUGUUUUCUUAGUGGUGUCACGUCUUUCACUUGAUGUUACACUUGACUUUUUGGGGGUUUGUUUGUGCUAGUUGCCUUAAUUACAAGACAUUGUGACAACUUCACUGAAUUUCUACCCCAGGGGGCCAACAUUUCUCCAUAGAGCUACUUUGGAUGCCGUGAAAGCUGACUACUUCCUGUCACAUGACCACUUUGCCUCGUUUAAGAAAUGACAAAAUAAGUUCUCGGUGAAGACGUUAAAAUAAAGACGAGCAUAGAAAGGAAACACAGAUGGAACUAAAAUUUGACUAACGAGUCAAGUGUUCGAUAUUGAAAUUAAUUUGGAAAUAUUUCAUAUUUUAUACAUGAAUGAAUUCACCAAAAUAACAGUGGUGUGGAAAACUGUUUGCCCCCUUCUUUUUCUUUUUUCUCUGCAUGUUUGUCACACUUAAAUCUUUCAGAUUGUCAAAAAAAAUUUAAAAAAAAUGAGUCAAUGACAACGCAGCCGAACACAAAAUGCUUUUUAAAUGAAACCUUUUAUUAUUAAGGCGGAAAAAGUGGGGAAAGAGUGGGGGGGGUGGGGGAGGAACAGCGGUGAACCAACAGUAAAAUUUGGUGGUGGUAGUGUGAUGGUCUGGGGCUGUUUUGCUGCUUCAGGACCUGGAAGACAAAACACACCAGCAAGUCCACCUCUGAAUGGCUGAAGACUUUGGAGUGGCCUAGUCCAAGUCCUGACCUGAAUGCUAUUGAGAUGCUAUGGCAUGACCUUAAAAAGGAAAAGCCUCCAAUGUGGCUGAAUGACAACAAUUCUGCAAAUUCGACUCGCUGCAAGUUAUCACAAACGCUUGAUUGCAGUUGUUGCUGCUCAGGGAGGCCCAACCACUUAUUAGGUUUUAGGGGGCAAUCACUUUUUCACACAGGGACAUGUAGCUUUGGAUGUUUUUUGUCUCCCUAAACAAUAAGUUUGUGCCCAGUGUCUUUCUUAUGGUGGAGUCAUGAACACUGACCUUAACUGAGGCAAGUGAGGCCUGCAGUUCUUUGGAUGUUGUUGUGGGGUCUUUUGUGACCUCUGAUGAGUCGCCGCUGCACUCUUGGGGUCAUUUCGGUUUCCUGGCCACUCCUGGGAAGGUUCACCACUGUUCCAUGCUUUCGCCGUUUGUGGAUAAUAGCUCUCACUGUGGUUGGCUGGAGUCCCAAAGCUUUAGAAAUGGCUUUAGAAGCUUUUCCACACUGAUGGAUCUCAGUUAGUCUCAGUAAAGUUAUGUUUGGAUUUUUUUUCCUCCCUUAAUAAGUUUUUUGUGUCGAGUUGUGUUGCCAUUAACUGCUAUUUAAAUGAGUUUGACGAUCUGAAACAUUUAAAGUGUGAAAAAACAUGCAAAAAAAAGCGUUUUUUCACGCCGCUGUAAAUCAGCAUUGCAUUGUUUCAGGUGUGCCGUCAUAUUUCAUUUCGAGAUGUUUCAUGUGUUCACAUGAAUGUAUGAUGUCAUUGUGUACUAUGAUAUUUCAACACGUUAUGUUCACUCAUCGCUAAAAUACUAGCACUGCGGGUAGUGAAGAAAGGCACGCGUUUGCGACGCCCGUAACAACGUGUAUUUCCGACACUUUGCACCAGCUGACACCUUUAAAACAUUAAAAACUUGCUGUCA